AUGUCGAAUCGUGAAAUAGUAGAGAUAUCUGAUGAUGAUGACAGUUUUGAGGUUUCUAAUGAUACUGAAAAUAAAAUACCUGUUUCUGAAAUAUCAUCAGAUGAAGAACACUAUGAACUGCCUGACUUAAAUUUAACGAGCCGAAAAAAUGCAAUAAAGAAUUUGUUUCCAACACAGCUAAACAACACUAAUAUUAAGUCCAAAAUAAAACAUACAAUAAACAGUGAAUCCUAUAAACCGGUUAAGUAUCCCAAUAUAUCAAAAGAGCCUGGUGUUGUGAUAACAAUUAAUAAUGUAAAAGUGAACUUCCCUGUCAAUCCAUAUAGCAGCCAAGUGGCAUUAAUGAAUAAAGAGAUAAAAGCGAUUACCAAUAAUCAAAAUUGCCUCCUUGAGAGUCCAACGGGUUCAGGGAAAACACUGGCAUUGCUUUGUGCUGCAUUAGCAGUGCAGAGAAAGGAAAAACGUAUCAUAAGAAUGGCGAAGCGUCAAUUGAUCACAAGUGGUGUCGUGACCUGGCCCAUCCAACCAACAAGUCCCACAAAUCAUGACAACUGUCGCACUACAAUCAGACGAGCCUACAUGAAAAUUGCGAUGCGAAUGCAUUUCUAG
Molecule: messenger RNA, 609 nt
Organism: Pieris macdunnoughi
Lineage: Eukaryota; Metazoa; Arthropoda; Insecta; Lepidoptera; Pieridae
Source: the annotation of a GenBank genome assembly